UGCAACAAAAGCUGGUUGACUACUGUCAGCCAACAAAGAAAGAAGAACUUUCGUAGAUUCACAGUGGUUCGCUGGUCUGUCCUAUUUUUAAAAUUAAAUAAAAGAUUGAAGUAAUUGAGUCAUCUACGAAUAGAGAGCUGCAGUUCUGAACACCUUUGAGCAGCAGUAUGAUGCAGGCAGGAGUCUGUCUGAGACAGGACACUGAGACAACACUACCAGAGCUCACUGAGCAGCACAGGACCAGACAGAAUGAAGAGGAACUCAGUGAACUGGAGUCUGUCCACAUGGCAGAGUCAGAGACAGAGUGUGCUGCACCAGGACUCAACACACUGGAGCCAGAGUGUGUUACAGCACACAGCAGGGUCAGUGAUGUACAUCACACACACACAUCACUAAUUAAAACAGAAACUGAUCUGGGCUCCACCCACACUGGGGAUCUUAUUAAGACCGAGAGCCUCGACCGUACAGAGCUGGGAUAUGUAACCCAUCUGCUUCCUGACCAAAUCAAAACAGAGACUGAUGAUGGAGAAUACCUUCAUGCAGAACACAUCAGUGACUUGCACAUUAAAUGUGUUGAUAUGAAAUCUGAUCAAAUGAAGUGUGAAUCCAGUGAAAGUUUAAUGAGUGAUCUCAUUAAUCCUGUGAUGACAGGAGCUGGUUUUGACCAAAAAAAACAGUCUGAAUCGGGGCAAUGUGCAGGAGAGCCAAGCCCAAGCUGUAAAAAAGAGCAAAUUCAUGAUCUGCAAACCAAAUGUGGGGACUUAACUCAUGACUGUCAGGUAAACAAUGAAAAUAACCAGACCUGUACACAGUGUGAGAAAUGUUUUCAGAGAAAAUCUGAUUUAAACUCACACCUGAGAACUCACACUCGUGAAAAGCCCUACAAAUGUUCUGAUUGUGGGAAGUGCUUUUGCAAAAUGUCUCACUUAAGUAUCCACCAGAGAAUUCAUACGGGUGAAAAGCCCUACAAAUGUAUUCAGUGUGGGAAGUGUUUUUCCCAAACAUCUCAAUUAAGUAUCCACCUGAGAAUCCAUACAGGUGAAAAGCCCUACAAAUGUACCCAGUGUGGGAAGUGUUUUUCUCAGAUAUCUCAUUUAAAUUGCCACCAGAGAAUUCAUACAGGUGAAAAGCCCUAUGAGUGUACCCAGUGUGGAAAGUGCUUUUCCACAAUAUCUCAUUUAAAUUCCCACCAGAGAAUUCAUACAGGUGAAAAGCCCUACAACUGUAUUCAGUGUAGAAAGUGUUUUAGUACAAAUUCUGCCUUAAAAAUACACCUGAGAAUUCAUACAGGUGAAAUGCCAUGCAAGUGUACACAGUGUGGGAAGUGUUUUAGUUCAAAUUCUGCUUUAAAUCUACACUUAAGAAAACAUACAGGUGAAAAGCCAUACAAGUGUACACAGUGUGAGAAAUGUUUUAGUACAAAUUCUGCUUUAAAACUACACCUGAGAAUUCAUACAGGUGAAAAGCCCUACAAAUGCCCUCAGUGUGGCAAGUGUUUCUACCAAAUAUGUCAUUUAAGUUGCCACCAGAGAAUUCAUACAGGUGAAAAGCCUUAUAAGUGUACACAGUGUGGGAAGUGCUUUUCCAAAAUAUCUAAUUUAAACAGCCACCAGAUAAUUCAUACAGGUGAAAAGCCAUACCAGUGUACACAAUGUGGGAAGUGUUUUAGUACAAAUUCUACUUUAAAUAAACACCUUAGAAUUCAUACAGGUGAAAUGCCAUACAAAUGUACACGGUGUGACAAAUGUUUUAAGACAAAAUCAAAUUUGUAUUCUCACCUGAAAAUACAUACAGGUGAAAAGCCAUAUCAGUGCACCCAGUGUGAGAAGUGUUUUAGUUCAAAUUCUGCUUUAAAUCUCCACCUGAGAAUUCAUACAGGUGAAAAGCCCUACAAAUGCACUCAGUGCGGCAAGUGUUUCUCUCGAUCAGGUACAUUAAAUAAACACAAGAAGAGUCAUACAGGUGAAAAGUCUUACAUAUGUUCCCAGUGUGGGAAGUGCUUUUGGACCACUACUCAUUUAAAUCGCCACCAGAAAAUUCAUUCAGGUGAAACGUCCUAGAAGUGCACCCAGUGUAGGAACUGUCUUUUACAAGAUUGAAUCUAUAUUAACACCAUAAAAUUGAUAUAAGUGAAAAAUUUCCUUCUGAUGUACUUUAUAUUUUAGUGCAUCAUUUGUAUGAUGCACUGUGUGUGGGAAGGGUGGGGCCAAAACAGUAUUCAAGAACAAACUGAUAAUUUGUGUAAUUUGAUAAAUUCCCUUCAUAGUUUUAAGACAGCCCACCCUGUUGUGGUUUCCAAAUUCUUAUUUGGUGGGUGUUUAGUUUGAGCUGAAGGAGUGAAUGAAAGGUGGAAAGCCAAACAUUUUGCAGUGUUUAUUACAGCGCACUUUAUAGUUCUGAUAUACUUAUUGUAUUUUGGAUAGACAUAUGAAAAUACAGUCCAGUGACUGAAGCAAACUGGGAUACGAUUUUCUUUUUCUAACAAGUGUUCAGAACCGUUGUAUUUUUUUAAAUUUAGAAAACGUAAUUUUAAUUUAUUGUAAACGUACAAUGUGAUUCCUUGGAGAUGGAAGGUUGAUAUUCUGUGGGGAUGAAAUUGACGCCAGUGUAAUUUGUUUGAAAGCAACAAUGUGAGAACUGUUUUUAAUGUAGAAAGAAAUAUUGUAAUGUCUAUUUCAAAUGCAUUCUGAAAAUGUACUUGACAUUACUGGCCUUUUCAGUUGUUCUGUUGCCACUGUAGAGGCUGUAAUGUGUAUCUCAGCUAAACCUGAGCACUAUUCUACAGACUGUAUGUUUUAUCACAUGUGAGUUGAAGAACUUUGUUCCCCCUCUGUGUUUCAUCUUUAUUUUUCUAUGUUGUAAAUUAAUUUGUAUGAAAUCGUUUUACACUCUGAAUGCACAUACCAAGUUCUUUGCUAUGUAAAUUUCUCUAUGAACUGUACAAAUGUCAGUAUAAAAUGUCCUUCACUGUGUCAUUUCUUUCUCCUUCACUACCUGUUUUUAAAGGUAGUUUAAUUCCUGCUGCACAUAACUUGUAACACUUUGUGCAUUUGACUCAUAAGAGGUGUGUAAUUUGACUCAUACGAGGUGUGUAAUCUCUUAAUCAUUUUAAACAUUUAAAAUUUGUCUGUACAUAUAAAGAUUUUUAAUUUCACCUAUCUCAAAUUAAAAUAAAUAACGGUAUUGAUUAUGAAAAUAUGAUGUACUCCGGUAGUAAAACUGAAGAGUAACACUCAUCUGAUUAAAUUACUGCACAUUCUGAAAAAUCCA
Molecule: messenger RNA, 3270 nt
Organism: Anguilla anguilla (European eel)
Lineage: Eukaryota; Metazoa; Chordata; Actinopteri; Anguilliformes; Anguillidae
Product: zinc finger protein 883-like
Exons: 2
Coding region: 168-2060 (630 amino acids)
Cellular component (GO): nucleus
Source: RefSeq, a predicted model, not a curated record